Messenger RNA from Labrus mixtus (cuckoo wrasse), 2330 nucleotides. RefSeq names its product alpha-1A adrenergic receptor-like. Gene Ontology annotation, cellular component: membrane. Lineage: Eukaryota; Metazoa; Chordata; Actinopteri; Labriformes; Labridae. Gene Ontology annotation, molecular function: alpha1-adrenergic receptor activity. The transcript has 2 exons. Bases 485 to 2026 code for a protein of 513 amino acids. Gene Ontology annotation, biological process: positive regulation of cytosolic calcium ion concentration; cell-cell signaling; phospholipase C-activating G protein-coupled receptor signaling pathway. The record is from RefSeq and is a predicted model, not a curated record.
AGUGUGAGUGAUAUUCGCACCAAUGUCUUUUCACUUUUAAUCAGGGAGUGAAGCACCCUCCCACAGUGAAGAAAAAAUAAACACAACGAGAGAGCCGCGUCUCUCCCCAAAACGCGCAAUUCUCUGCUCCAUCCACAUUUGCGUAAAAUGAUGCAAAUGAAUAUACUGUCUUGGAGUCAGGGCUCCUCAUGUAACAUUGUGUCAUGCGCUCUUCACAGGCUGUGUUUGGUACGUCUGGUCAGCGCAUGGCAGUGUGUGGUGCAGAGGACGCAGGGGAGGACUGCUGCACCCCUCAUUUCUCCGCUGAGCCCUCAGGAGAGCGGAGGCAGACGGACUGCAUUUGGACUGCACUGAAGGGUUUUCUCUGAUCAAACGCAUAAUUCGGAGACACAAUCUGAAAAACGCAGUUAAACCAUGUAGACCUAGACCACUCAGACAGUUCCAAGUGAUCUAGAUCCUGUUAUGGAGGACCUCUUAACUCAAAAUGAGUGUGAGCACUGACAAUGUCACAAACUUGUGGAAAAAUGGUUCCUCGGAACUGGACGGGACUCUGGGCGCUUUUUCACAGGUCAACUUCACCAACAACAGCUCCAGCGGGGGAAACAACACGCAGCCCAGCGAGGUGGACCUCACCCGGGCAAUCCCGCUUGGUUUGGUGUUGGGGGCUUUCAUCGUGUUCGCUAUCAUGGGCAACAUCCUCGUCAUCCUCGCGGUGGUGUGCAACAGGCACCUGCGCACCCCCACGAACUACUUUAUCAUUAACUUGGCCAUCGCAGACCUCCUGCUGGGCACUACGGUGCUGCCGGUGUCCGCCACCCUUGAGAUCCUAGACUACUGGGUGUUCGGAAGGAUCUUCUGUGACAUUUGGGCGGCGGUGGAUGUUCUUUGCUGCACCGCGUCCAUCAUGAGCCUGUGCGUAAUAUCCAUUGACCGCUACAUCGGAGUGAGCCACCCGCUGCAGUAUCCGGGCAUCGUGACAGAGAAGCGGGCUCUGCUGGCCAUGCUGGGUGUGUGGGUGCUGGCAGUGGUCAUUUCCAUCGGGCCUCUUUUAGGGUGGAAACAGCCGCCAUCGCCGGACGACACGGUUUGCCCCAUUACUGAGGAGCCGUUUUACGCGCUCUUCUCCUCACUCGGCUCCUUUUACAUCCCCCUCGUGGUCAUCCUGGUAAUGUACUGCCGGGUGUACAUAGUCGCCAAACGGACCACAAAGAACCUGAAGGCAGGUGUGAUGCGCGAGAGGAUGAACUCCGGGGAGCUGACCCUCAGGAUCCACAAGGGGUCUCAGGUGCAAGAAGAGUCCGACAGCUCGGGCACAGCAGCUGGCAAGGGCCGCGCUCACCAAGCGAGGAGUUCCCUCACGGUGAAACUUCUGAAAUUUUCCCGGGAGAAGAAAGCGGCUAAAACUUUGGGGGUUGUGGUCGGCAUGUUUACGCUUUGUUGGCUGCCCUUCUUUCUCGCCUUACCCAUAGGGUCUUUCAAUUCCAACCUGCGCCCACCUGAUGUCCUCUUCAAAGUGAUCUUCUGGCUGGGAUACUUCAACAGCUGCCUAAACCCCAUCAUCUACCCCUGCUACAACCGCGAGUUCAAGCUGGCCUUCAUUCAGAUCCUUAGAUGCCAGUGUCAUCAGCGUAAAAGGAGAGCAUACAACUACCGCUCCUCCAACUUCAGCUCCUCUGGACAUUCACGCAAAGGCUCAGCGGAUCACAACUCCAGCUGCUUAAACGGCAGCCAGCGCACUCUGCCGUCAUCGGCCAGUCCGAGUCCCAGCUACCUGAGCCAUGGUCUGCCAACUUGCCCUGAAGGGGAAACAUUAUACAUCUGGGGGGGUACAUCCCCAACUCUCUCGACUCCGAACCUGCUGCCCGGUAGCCCUGCAGACUGCCAGCACGGAGCUCUGAGAGGAGAGUUAAGAGGAGGGCAACCAGCUGAGGAGACCACUGGAAGUGUUUUCUCUUUCUCCUUUAGGAAUAACAGAGACAAAACAGGGAUCAACAAAGACAGCAAUUUGUCUGACGACAAAGUCUGACAUGCUCAUUCCUUAUAGGGGUUGAAGUCCCAAGCAGACCGUGGAUAAGGAUUUCACCUAUUUCCUGCAUUCACUGUAUAUGGUUCCAUGAUCAGUCAUCUGUCAGUGCAUUGUCGUUUUCAAUAGUGGUCAAUGUGAGCUGAAGAAGUAUUGACUAUGCUGCUGUAUCAGAGGUUUUAUGUCCUAUGUUGCUGUACCUGUGGUUAAAAUACAGGGAGUUUUUUUUUUUUUUAAUGGACAGUAAGGACUUGAGACGGUGAAUAAAACCGCAGACAUCAGUGCAUGCCUUUUGAUUUUACAACAA